Molecule: messenger RNA, 2935 nt
Organism: Danio rerio (zebrafish)
Lineage: Eukaryota; Metazoa; Chordata; Actinopteri; Cypriniformes; Danionidae
Source: RefSeq, a predicted model, not a curated record
UUAAAUGAUAUCUGUACCAAAUCUUCCUGACUUGAUUAAAGAUAUCUUAAUAUAUGUUGCAAGAUAAAUUAAGUGAAUAGUUUUGUACUGUCAUGAUUAAUGCGUAAGGAAAUGCAUUGGUUUAUGCUGGUCCAUCCAUGAGGCAACCCAAAAUAAUUAAAUCAUUUCUGAAUUAUGCUUUGCUAUCUGUGACUAAUUUGUGUAAUCAGAAACAAAUAGUGACCAGAGGGCACAGGAAGCUUCAUCCCACAAUCUCCAACAGGAGCAACCCAUCACAAUCAUCCCUCUUUCCACAGGACGCUUUCAAUUUAUGCAAAUCUGCUGUUAUCCUCUAUGACACCUCAUUUCCUGCUGGCCUUUCAAAUCUUCCAGUCACUUUAAAUCUAUAUUGUUUAAUUCCAAGCGAUUAGUUUUUUUUCUUGCUCCUGAUUUCUAUUGUUUUACAGCUUUCUUUUUGGUUUCUUCCUCCCAAAAAGUCUCAUUGGCAGUAGAAAUUAUUUGAGUGUUGCAGGGUGCAAAUACAUCAAGACUAGAAGACGGCAAGAGUUGUGUAACUGCCAACCAUGAGAGGAGAGCCACCCUAACAAGGGGUGGUGCAAGUCAUGAGCUAUAAGUGUGGCUGAACAAGACAGUUUCACACAAUCACCUGCAGAUGAGACACAGACACUGGAAUAGCUUAGACUUGGACUUUUUUUGCAACAUGGAAUCAAGAACUACUCUGAUCUUCAUUUGUACCAUGUGGACAACUCUCCUAGAAGGAUGGGGGUUGCCUGUAGUGCCACAGACUGACCUGAAUGACCCGUCUGCAAACCAUAGGGUCAGGAGCAAACGUUGUUCCUGCAACAACCAGAUGGACUCCGAAUGCCACUAUUUCUGCCAUCUGGACAUCAUCUGGGUGAACACGCCAAGUAAGACCACUGUGUAUGGAUUGGGAAGUCCAUUGUCUCGUCGGAGGAGAUCUACAGGCCGCUGUUCAUGUGCUAACCCUGCGGAUCGAACGUGCAAAAGUUUCUGCCACUACAGCUCUGAAAACCCGGCCAUCAUACUGGUGCACCCAUCUCAGCCUGAACAUAAGAAACUGGAACAACCCAAAAUAGAUCACCCAAUCGCUCUCAACAGUGGAAAUGCCAGUCCUGAAGUUCAGAUUUUAGGGAAACCUUCUUCUUUUGGGGCUCGAUCUGAUGCCAUAACCUUCCUUGGGAACCUGGUUAGGGCUCGAGCCAGAGCCAUGGCAAAUACAUCUAAAGCCAGCAAACUUGGCUAUAGAUGAAGAUGUUACCUGACGGAGAGAUAAGAGUGCGAGCAUUUGAACAAAAAGAUGACCCUCGUGCAUCUUAGAGCAGCAGAACAUGUAAAAUACUCUGCGAUAUGGAAAUCUCGAGGACAGCCCUGUGGAAGCGGAGCCUUUGACACAUGUUUAGGACAGAAUGGGAGACAUGAAGAUGUUGAGGGCAAGUCAGGCCAGUUCACUAGGACUGCAGCGCAAAAGAGGGUUAGAAGUUAGCGACUGCUAACAGCAUGUUAUGCUAAGCCAGUUCAAAACAUCACAUUUGAGCAGUCAAGAGAUAAAGGAGACAGGUGAAGUGCUCAUGGAAAGUUAAAGGGAACUUGGAAGAGUAAAAAAAUGUACUACUUAUAUUAUUUAAUAGUACCACUGGAGCCAACUACGAGUACAUUUAAAACAGAGAAGGCGUGAUAGAAAUGUAAAAAAAAUACAAGGUGCGACAAAAGAUAGCCUAUAUUUGAGUUCAUUAAAUAUUUAUCUCAGAUAAACAAUAGAUUCAAACGGUGUCAUUUUGAAACUGCUGAUAUCUUGUUUUUUUUUCAACACCCAACCCAAGAGCAUUCCAGUUGGAAUGUUAUAUAAGGCUUUUAUCUAAAGUACAUACAGUAAAGAAACAAUAAAUAUGAAUAAUUGACAUUACAUUUUUUAUGAAUCAUUAGCUAUUCAACUCUAACAUAUUUAUUUAAGCAAUAUGUUUAUAAGCAAGCAGCACUAAGAUGAAUAAUUUCUUUCUGAAAAGGCACAUACAGGCUAGGAAGGCCAAAGUGAAAUAUGGCAUACAAUCGUGUUAAAAAUAUAUGCUCAAGUCAAAUGUGAAUAUACAAAGACUAUAUUCAUUCUGCUUAUUUACCUCUCAGGACAAUAGUUAUCUAUGUUUGGCAGGCACUUGUACUUGUACUUUUUAAUGGCAAGUGUACUUUGGCCUGAAGUUAUGCUUCUUGUUCUUUUUACAGAGCAGCCUAUUAGUUUUCUUCAUAAUUUUAAACACUGUUCUGAAACCUAAAAUGAAAAGCCAUAUAUAAAUAAACUAUAAGUACUCUAACUUAAAGUAUACUAGCAGUGUAAAAACACUGUAGAAUUAGCAGUUAUCGAGAGAGUGAUUUUAUAAGCUUGAAAAAUUUGAAAUAGACUACUUGUAUACAAAAAGAUCACUUCUAGUAUAGCAUAUAAACUAAUUGUGUACUGUUCUGUUUGACUUAAUGUACACAAAACUUAAAUUUAGUCUCAAGUAGUAUGCAUUUUAUCUGGACUGUGCCUUUGUUUUUCAUAUCCAUCUACAUUUAAUAAUCAUAUCCAUUCAUAAGUGAUGCAGACAGUUGUUAAACUGAUGUUUUUACCACAAGAUAUAGAAAAAAGAUUUAACCUUGCCAAAAAAGCAGGAGUACAUUGCUAUGUACUGAACUUCACUGAAACAUUUUAUAAUGCAAACAAUGCAAAAUGCACAAUAUGUUUACAAUUGAUUCUUGUUGUUAAAGUAUAUGUAUCGUUACUUUUUUUUAAUUUACAGCAUUUUAUUCUUAUAAUGAAGUUACUCUGUAGAAUUGUAGGAUUCUGAUCUGAUGUGAUUAAUCUUAUUGCAUAUAUUUUAGUUUUUGUGAUUCUGUCUGUAUGAUUAACAAAGAAUGCUAAUAAAUUCAUUUUGAGAACAUU